This is a messenger RNA of Eimeria acervulina, 2688 nucleotides long. Its product is annotated as AT hook motif-containing protein, putative. The record is from RefSeq and is a predicted model, not a curated record. Gene Ontology annotation, cellular component: nucleus. Lineage: Eukaryota; Apicomplexa; Conoidasida; Eucoccidiorida; Eimeriidae. Gene Ontology annotation, biological process: regulation of transcription by RNA polymerase II. The coding region runs from base 1 to 2688 and encodes 895 amino acids. Gene Ontology annotation, molecular function: transcription cis-regulatory region binding. The transcript has 10 exons.
AUGGUGGAAUCUCGGAGACCCACAAGCGGAAGGGAGGCGGCUGUGUCGGUGGUGCCUGUGCUGCACUUGAAGAAACCACUGGACAGCAGCAGCAGCAGCAGCAGCGGCGGCAGCAGCAGCAACAGUAGCAGCAGCAGUGUGGAGCAUAUUCAUGGUUUCAAGGCAGCCGAGGUUAGCGGCAGCAAAAUGGAACUGGUAAACGGCUUCUCUUCAGCCAGCAGCAGCAGCAAUAGCAGCAGCAGCAAUAGCAGCAGCAGCAGCAGCUGCUGCAGCACACCCAGGAGCAGCAGCACCGCCACACCCAGCAGCAGCAGCAACACACCCAACAGCAACAGGAGCGGCAGCAUGACCCCCACCCAAGACAGCUAUAGUCCUGUAAGAAGCAGCAGCAACACCCCAACUAACAGCAGCAGCAGCAGCAACAGCAGCAGCAGCAGCAACAGCAGCAGCAGCAGCAGCAGCAGAUGGAGGGGUUCCCGUGGAGGUCUGCUGCUGCAGCAGCAAGCAUCAGGCAGCAAAACAGAGACUGAACCAACGCAGCACGCGAAUAGAGAUUUGCUGCAGCGGCAGCAGCAACCAACACCAAUCCUCAGGUUGUCUGUAGACCCUCGCACAAGAGCUGUCUCCCGCAGCCAGAACCCACAAGGCCUGUCGUCCCGUUCCUCCCUUAGCCUCGCCCCAGCCCGCCUCCACCUCAGCAGCAGCAGCAGCAGCAGCAGCAGCAGCAGCAGGGUGUGCCUGCAGCACGAAGGCUAUCGCGAGCAGGUGGAGACAGCAGAAAAUGGUAAUUUGAGGUGGGGACAAAAGGAAGCAAACGACGGAAGUUGGGUCGAAAAAUGGGCUGUACAGACAGUGCAGCAGCAGCAGCAGCAGCAGCAGCAGCAGCGCGUGCUGGAGUUCGGCCAAAGCCAAGGGAGGAAUUACCGCACUAAUGAACGGUGGAUAUCCCGUUGGGAGGAAACUGAUCGUGGGAGACGCGUGGAGAAGGUGGUUCAGGAGCUGCAGCAGCAGGAGGAGGACGAGGAGCAGCAGCAGCAGCAGCAGCAGCAGCAGCAGCCAGUAGUGCUGCAGGAGUGGGAAGAGGAGGAGACAGAAGACAAAGAAAGCGGCAUUACCAAAAUAAAUAAGAAGGGGACAGACACUCGAAGCGGCGAAGGGAGACGGUGGACGCUUCGCCUUCUCAAGCGCCAGCCCCCAGCAGCAGCAGCAGCAACAGCAGCAGCAGCAGCAGCAGAAGAGCCUGCGGCAAGUUCGCAGGGAUCGGCGGAGGAGCUGCUUGCGGAGGCUGCUUUGCUGCCAGCAGCAGCUGCUGCAGCAGCAACAGCAGCAGCAGCAAACCUGCUGCCGGGGCAAGAGAUAGAGGUAUUUGAGGAGACACGCGGGGAGGAGACGAGGGGGAGACUGCAGCACAGGGAGACAGACGGCAGACUCAUGUAUGAAGCAACAUGGAGAGAAGCAGCAGCAACGCCAGCAACAGCAGCAGCAGCAGCAGCAACAGCAGAAGCAGCAGCAGGCAGAGAGGUGCAUCAUGAAUGUAUGUGGGUAGACGAGGACGGCACAAAGAGAGGCAUAAAAAAAGGAAAAGACAAAGACGGGGCGUACUGGGAAGAAGAAUGGGAAGAAGGCAUCGACGGCACUCGCGUGAGCAGCAAAAGGAGACAGACAAAGCAAAGCGAGUGUAAGGAGACAGCAGGAGUAAGAAAAACAGCUAAAGGAGACAGCCAAGAGCUUGAAGAGUUCUCCAACAGAGUGGAGACAACGUUUGAUGAGGGGAGGGUCGUGGAGUGUAUAGACAGCUGGGCGCGCCCACUGAACGGCAGCGGCGCUGCAACGGGCAGCCAAAGGAGGGAGACGCAAACCUUUGAUAAAGAUAAACUUACUUCCGUCGAGGUGUCAAACACAAUAUGGAAGGACGACGGUGAAGAAUACAUCGCGGAUAGCUGGACAGAAGAAACCCUAAUUCAGCACCGCAGCAACGAGGCUGUUGCGAAUCGAUGGGGCAGGAAGAAGGGGAACCGCCGCUCAGACGGAAUGGAGUGGGGAGAGCGCUGGGAAGAGACAGAAGGCAUCCAGGACACAGCAACGCAGCAGCAGCAGCAGCAGCAGCAGCAGCAGCAGCAUGAGCAGCAGUUGAGGGUCCGCAUCCUUGUAGGAGAGAAGAGAGGGAGCAGAGGAGGAGAGACGUGGUGGUUAGACCGGUGGGGUUGUGGUGCGGGUGGUGUAGACCAUUGGUCCGAUAAGAGCUGGCAAGAAAAGAAAGAAGAAGAAGGAGAAGAAAAAACAUUUCGGCAAGGAGAUGCAUGGGAGGAGCGGUGGCGCGAGAAGUUUGAAGGAGACACCAAGACGGAGACAUGGGCAGAGAAGAAGGGAAGUAAUGCAAGUGGGGAGAAAUGGAUGGAAACAUGGGAGGAGCGUUGGGGGUACAAGACAGCUCAUAAAGAGGCGACGAACAGCAGCGGGUCUCGAAGAGUGGAGCGCUGGGGUGAGAUAUUUAACGACGAUGGCUCUGGGGAGAAGUGGGCCCAGCAGUGGGUUGAAGAAUCCCCUCAAAAACAGAGUAAAGGCAAACUCUGGGGAGAUCGCUGGGGGCCCCACGGCUUAGGGGGCCACCGCUGGGGAGAAGAAUGGGAAGAAGGAAAUUGUAGGAAAUGGGCUCAUGAUACACCCGGAAGGCCUGAAGGAUGUUAA